AUGGCACUUUCACAUAUCGCUACCUCUUUUCUGAUAGUUUCUCUUCUAUCUAUUUUCUUCACGUUAACAAACGUUAGAGCCGAUCUAAUAAAUGAUGUUUGCUCAAAAACCAAAAAGCCCACUACGUGUUUAUCAGCUCUUAAUGGGGAUCUUCGAUCCAAAAGUGCAACUCUUGAAGGUCUUGCGACUAUCUCAAUAGACAUAUCACUAAAGAACACACAAUCCGGACGUGAUCUUGUAAAUUCGUUGCUUAAACAAGCCACAGAUCCAAAAUUAAAGACACGAUACAAUUCAUGUUUGGAAAACUAUAAUGACACCAUUGAUGAUCUUAAAGAAUUGCCACCAUUUUUGAAGUCUAAAGAUUAUAUUGGUUUGAAUGUUCGUGCCUCUGCUGCUUUGGAUGGUCCUAUUACGUGUGAUGACAAUUUUUCAAGUCCACCUGCUGAAGCUCUCCAACUCAAAGCUGCUAGUGACAAGCUUGUAGAACUUAUUGAUAUUAUUUUGGUUAUUAGCAAUCUAUUGAGAAGAUAA
Molecule: messenger RNA, 531 nt
Organism: Capsicum annuum
Lineage: Eukaryota; Viridiplantae; Streptophyta; Magnoliopsida; Solanales; Solanaceae
Product: pectinesterase inhibitor-like
Exons: 1
Coding region: 1-531 (176 amino acids)
Biological process (GO): negative regulation of catalytic activity
Molecular function (GO): pectinesterase inhibitor activity
Source: RefSeq, a predicted model, not a curated record